AUGGAACCUACUAGCUUAAUCGGCGACGCUGCGUUCUGGCUUCCGUCGGAGUUUCUCAAUGACGAUGAUUUUCUCGUUGAGAAGGAGAACAACAAGUGUUUGUUCCCGAGUCGUGGAUUUGAUUCUAACGUUACACCAAUCGGUGACGAGGAGGAGCUCUUAGUCGGAGGAUUCACCAGGAAAACGGUUCAGGCAUCUCUAGAAGAUUACUGCUCCGGUGGAUUUUGCGGAAACGACGCCAAGGCGUGGAAUGCGACUCGUUCGCCUCAGUCGACUCGAUGUGAUCGCCGGAAUCUAAACCGCCAACAUCAUGAUAUGUACUGUGCCGCGGCGGAGGAGGAGUUAGCGAUGAUGAAUAUCAACGGUUACAAUAACCAUAGUGAUAGACGACUUCUCCAUCUUCCUGAAAAACAUCCCCUCACCGCAGCUAAAAUCCCUAACGACGCUUCUGCCUACUACAGUCGCCAAUCUCUCCAAUACCAGAAGCUACAAGCUAUCCAAUUUCAGCAGCUAAAGCAGCAACAGUUGAUCAAACACCAUCGCCAUUUGAUGCAGCAGAGCAGAGGAUUGGGUGUUAAUCACAACAAAAUUGAUGGCUCUGUGGACUUGUCGCCGUCUGCAUGGUCUAAUCAGCCCCAGAUACUCGAUGGGGCUGAUUUCCUCGGAAAACGUGGAUCAACCGGAACCGGCGUAUUCUUGCCCCGUCGCGUUACCCCGGCAACCGUCGAUACUCCCAAGAAGACCAAUGCGUCGUCGAGACAGAGGAGCAACAAUGGGGGAUUCUCGAGCCAAGUGAAGAUGGAACGGCCAGUGAACGAGCUUCGUUUACCUUCGGAGUGGGCUUACUGA
This is a messenger RNA of Eruca vesicaria subsp. sativa (arugula), 849 nucleotides long. The record is from the annotation of a GenBank genome assembly. Lineage: Eukaryota; Viridiplantae; Streptophyta; Magnoliopsida; Brassicales; Brassicaceae.